UUGACGUCGGACAAUUCGUGAAGCUUAGCUUUUGGACCAAAGAACAUAGGCUAAGCGGAUGUUUUGUUGUUCCAGUCAAAGUUUUCAGAGACACUCACACACAUACCUGAGAGGACUCUGUCAACAUGUCGUACGCUAAAGCGGACAGCUAUCGCUCCCUACCACGGGACUUCAAUUCCCUCAUACAAACAUGCAGCUCCAACAUCCAGAAGAUCACACAGAACACCGCUCAGAUAAAGAGCAUGGUGAAUCAGCUGGGGACGCGGCAGGACACUAGUGAACUGCAGGAUCGCCUGCAGCAGAUACAGCAUUAUACAAACCAACUGGCCAAGGAGACCAACAAACACCUGAAAGAUCUGGGCUCUGUCCCCCUACCUUCAUCGCCAUCAGAGCAAUUAGUUAGGGAGCUGGGAAUCAACACUGAUCCUCAUCCUCAGAGACAGCAGAAGAUUCAGAAGGACCGGCUCAUGAACGACUUCUCCGCAGCCCUCAACAACUUCCAGGCUGUGCAACGUCGCGCAGCGGAGAAGGAGAAGGAGUCUGUGGCCAGAGCCAGGGCAGGAUCCCGCCUCUCUGCUGACGAGGGUGCCAAUGAUGAACAGCUGGUGUCCUUUGAUAACCAAGAGGACUGGGGCCAGACCUCAUCCCAGGUAGAGGAGGCAGCCAUAACAGAAGAAGAUCUGGAGCUCAUCAAAGACAGAGAAACAAACAUUAGACAGCUGGAGUCGGACAUCUUGGAUGUGAACCAGAUCUUUAAAGACUUGGCUGUAAUGAUCCAUGACCAGGGAGAGAUGAUUGAUAGCAUAGAGGCAAACGUUGAAAAUGCUGAGGUUCAUGUUGAGCGAGGCGCGGAGCAGCUCCAGAGAGCAGCCUACUACCAGCAAAAGUCCCGCAAGAAGAUGUGCAUCUUGGCCAUGGUCAUGUCUGUAGUGCUGGUCAUACUGGGCAUCAUUAUAUGGCAAGCUGCCAAAUGAAGAGAAUUGGCACUCCACAACUCCUUCUUUCACAGUUUUAUUUAUUACAAUACUUUCCCCCCAACCCCCCGACCUACCGCACCUUGUUGGAGUCUCUAGUCAGAUUCUCUGAAAGAGGAGGGUUAACAAUGACACGGGCGUAGGAACAAACGAUGAGUCUAGGUAGUGUUGUGAAAUGAGACGCCCAGCUGCCCUCACACUAGCCUCCUGUAUCUCUGACCAGACACUACAUGUAUAAUCAGCAUAAAGGCAGUACGCUAGGAUGGAGUGGGGGGGAUAAAGUAAAAGCUUAUUUUGUGUCCUUUUCAUUUCUUGUGAUAAUUCUGCACUAACACUAGCAUCCAAUUUCAAAGCAAGAUCUGUUGUUAUAAUAUGGCUAUUAAGAGCAUUCUAUUAUGACGAAUUAUAUAAAAUAAUAAAUAAAUAAUGGGAAUCCUCAAGAAAAAAACAAUGUUGAUAAAGGCAAAUCAUCUCUGGGUUUUGGGGGGUAAAAAUGCGUUUUGUAAACUGUAAAUCUUUGGCAGCAUAUGGUGUAAACAGUUCAGAGUGCCACACUCCGUUUUAGGUUUAAGUCCUUGUAUUGCUCAGGUCAAAUGAGUUAUAAUGAUUACAAAACAUGGUCUUGUCAAAACGUUUUCCUGCUUAACAAACUUUCUUGAUAUAAUUAACACUGUUGCAAGAGGGACCUGCUUGCAUUAGUAUUAUGGUAUGCACCUUCUUAAUGUUUUAUGCCUUUUAAACACCAUGGCAACAAUGGGGCCUAUGUUGUGGAUGGUUGUGACUUCUUGAAAUGAUGGACAUCGAUUUAAAAGUGCUAGAUAACAGAAGUACAAACUGAUACCAUUUGUGAAGUCUGUAUAUAUUACAAAUGUUAGAUGAAACAUUGUGACUAUUUCAGGUAAGAAUUAGAGAGAUCUGUAAAAUGCAACCACAAUUGUAAAACAGUAAUUGUCUACCUGUUUUUUAUUGAUUUCUAUUACUUCUAUCAGUAUACAUAAAUAAAAUCAACAUCUUAAAAUAUU
This is a messenger RNA of Osmerus eperlanus (European smelt), 1996 nucleotides long. It is a transcript of the gene stx12, whose product is annotated as syntaxin 12. The transcript is spliced from 10 exons. Gene Ontology annotation, biological process: intracellular protein transport; vesicle fusion; vesicle-mediated transport. Gene Ontology annotation, cellular component: postsynaptic recycling endosome; SNARE complex; endomembrane system. NCBI's taxonomy places the organism in Eukaryota, Metazoa, Chordata, Actinopteri, Osmeriformes, Osmeridae. The record is from RefSeq and is a predicted model, not a curated record. Gene Ontology annotation, molecular function: SNARE binding; SNAP receptor activity. The coding region runs from base 126 to 974 and encodes 282 amino acids.